Molecule: messenger RNA, 1957 nt
Organism: Hipposideros armiger (great roundleaf bat)
Lineage: Eukaryota; Metazoa; Chordata; Mammalia; Chiroptera; Hipposideridae
Gene: TAFA2
Product: TAFA chemokine like family member 2
Exons: 4
Coding region: 1580-1957 (125 amino acids)
Molecular function (GO): receptor ligand activity
Source: RefSeq, a predicted model, not a curated record
CUGAAUUGGCUGUUGGGAGAGAGAAAGAGACAGGCAACGUCGCCUGGUCCAGCCAUCCCAUUUUACUGCUUAACUCAACCUGGAGUGUUGGGAUCUAUUCUCUCCCUGCGUUCUCCUUGUACGAUUCAGGGAGGCCAGUCACUCCGUACUCCUUGGACAGCCAGGCUGGGAGGAAUAAGGGUCUGGGUGGAACAGGGGUUUCUGCCCUUUACGGCGACUUUGUAAAAGAUACCACCAAGUGUCUUUUGACAGCACAGCGCUUAGGGUGGGAGAUGGAGAGGAGUCUUUGAUUACUAAACCGCUUACUUUUUUUUUUUUCUUCUGGUGAUCUGGAUUUGUUCCUUCGGCCCCAUCCCCGGCCCCUUCUCUUUUCCCCUCCCGCCUUUAGACAAGUGAUUUAGACAACACCUGCUCGCUUGUGUUGGAUGUUGCAACUCACACCUUCUCGGUGGUGACGGUGCCAGCGUACUGGGGAGAGGGACACAGCGGCGGAUUUCCCUUCCUUCAGCCCAGGAUGCCUAGAGGGGCAGCGGUUGGCCUGCAUGAGGCUCUGCCCGCAGCACUUCUAGGCGGGAUUGAGGGGCUGCAGCUGGCCCGGAGUUGCUGCUAAUUGGACUCGGCGCAAAGUCUCUGAGAGGGCAUCAGCUGGGACCUAUCUGCUAAAAGCGGGACCACGGGCACCUGAGCCGAGGAAUUGAGGCGUCUUGCGGACGGAGGACAGCGGAGCUCAGAGCCUCUCUUCCUUCCUGCCCCGAACCUCUUCAACAACUCCUCCACAUUGGAGACCCGGGACCUGCGAGAGCCAGGGAGCGGGUGAAGUACGAGGCCGAGGCUGCUCUCCUGAAGGUGAAUCGUUCCGUCCAAUUGCCUUUCCCCAGAGAGCAAACGGGAGGGCGGGAGACCGGGAACCGAGGAUGUGUGAGCGUGUGUGAGAGGGAGAGACAACGUGAGGCGAGAGGAAAAGUCUGCGUUCGGCGUUAAAAGCAAACAAAUCAGAGCUGGAAUAAGCGGUAAUUGCUGCAGGACCGCCUUGAUUCUCGCAGCGGGGAGCUGAGCGCACCGCGCGCAUCCGGAGAGGACAGCGGGCGACCGCGGGCGCUGCAAGGGCUACGGGACUUCGGCUUAUCCUCAAUAAACAAUUCUUUUGAUUACUUUGACACUGGAAUAAAAAGGGGGGAAAAGAGAAGGAGGCUCACGCGCUCCCCCUUCCACUCACUGUAAGGGGAUUCCAAUUUAAAUACCAAGAGAUUCCUGAACCCUCUUUGCCAUCGGAGGAGGAAACACACCAGCGCGCGCGCACACACACGCACGCUCCGGACCUCACUCACACGCUCUCCGGGAGCACACACCACCGGACUUCGGUUCCCUAUGCCCCUGAACAGGGACGGCGGAUUGGCAUCUCGGAUGCAAUGCAAGAGCGAUAAGGCUGGCGCGGGCCCGCGGAAGCUGCAGGAGCAUCGCUAGGUGUUGCCGCCACCAGGAAGCCGGGCUGCAGCUUAUGCUCCAUGGAUACAGUAUUGUCUCAGACACUCAAGAUCCUUGCCUUCGUGGAGCUAUGUGUUGCUCUUUUCCCUGAGUCAUGUCGCAUCCUUGGAGGGCAAAGAUAGGACAAGAGAACCUCCAUCUGAUGAGUAAGAGAUACUUACAGAAAGCAACAAAAGGAAAACUGCUAAUAAUAAUAUUUAUUGUAACCUUGUGGGGGAAAGUUGUAUCCAGUGCAAACCAUCAUAAAGCUCACCAUGUUAAAACAGGCACUUGUGAGGUGGUGGCGCUCCACAGAUGCUGUAAUAAGAACAAGAUAGAAGAGCGGUCACAGACAGUCAAGUGCUCCUGUUUCCCCGGGCAGGUGGCAGGCACCACAAGAGCUGCUCCAUCGUGCGUGGAUGGUGCGACCUUUACAUUGCUCGCUGAGAUAGUAGAUAGCUGGGGAAUGCUUAGACCUGGAACCCCACUAUAA